CAUUCCGUACUCAAAUUGAGAAAUAAUAUGGAACGUUGGCAAAAUAAAAUCGCUGUGGUAACAGGUGCCAGUUCUGGCAUUGGUAUAGCCAUAGUUAAGGAUCUUAUUAAAAAUGGCUUGCAAGUUGUUGGUCUAGCCAGACGUGUCGAACGUGUGGAGGAUAUUAAAAAGUCAUUGCCCAAAAAUUUGCAAACAAAAUUGACGGCUUUGAAAUGUGAUGUUUCCAAUUUGAAAUCGGUUAAUGAGGCAUUCGAUAAAAUUGUGCAGCAUUUUGGUGGCAUAGAUAUUUUAGUAAAUAAUGCUGGAUGCCUCAAAUUAGGACAAUUAACCACCAUGAAUGUGGCUGAUGUAGAACAAGUUCUGCAAACAAAUGUCAUGGGUGUGGUCUAUUGUACCCAACGCGCUUUUAAAUCAAUGAAAGAACGUAAUUUCAAUGGCCAUGUUGUGCUCAUCAAUAGUGUAGCUGGCCAUAAAGUUGUGAGCAGUAUUGAUGGUAGCACACCCGAAUUCAAUAUUUAUCCACCCAGUAAAUUCGCCAUAACUGCUAUUACGGAAAUCUAUAGACAGGAGUUUCGAGGAUUGGGUACAAAGAUUAAGGUUACUAGCAUUAGUCCUGGUGCUGUGGAUACAGAAAUUUUAAAUGAUAAUAUAAAAUCGUUAUUACAAGGUACUAUUCUAAAAGCUGAGGACAUUGCUUCGGGUGUUUUGUAUGCCAUUUCAACGCCACCUCAUGUGCAAAUUCAUGAAAUGAUUAUUAAGCCGAUUGGUGAAGUGUUAUAA
Calliphora vicina (urban bluebottle blowfly) is the source of this 780-nucleotide messenger RNA. RefSeq names its product farnesol dehydrogenase-like. The record is from RefSeq and is a predicted model, not a curated record. Bases 28 to 780 code for a protein of 250 amino acids. The transcript is spliced from 3 exons. Lineage: Eukaryota; Metazoa; Arthropoda; Insecta; Diptera; Calliphoridae.